Molecule: messenger RNA, 315 nt
Organism: Penicillium cinerascens
Lineage: Eukaryota; Fungi; Ascomycota; Eurotiomycetes; Eurotiales; Aspergillaceae
Exons: 1
Coding region: 1-315 (104 amino acids)
Molecular function (GO): oxidoreductase activity
Source: RefSeq, a predicted model, not a curated record
AUGCCUUACCACGCUGCUGUUAUGUACCCCAACGAGGACGAUAUCCACUUCGACCGCGACUACUACAUGAAAUCCCACAUGCCCCUCGUUGAGAGCACCUGGAAGAAGCACGGAUUGACCAGCUGGAACGUCAUUGAAUACACCAAGGCCAUCGAUGGCUCUCCGUCCAAAUACCUGAUCGCGGCCCAGCUGGUGUGGGAGAGCGAGGAGUCUAUGCAGAAUGCCCUGAAGGAUGCGGACACCGCCAAAGUCUUUGGCGAUAUCCCCAACUUCACCAACAAGCAGCCCAUUACAUUGGCUGGCGUUGGUCUCUAA